UGAGAAAAGGGAGUGAGUGAAGGAGAGGUGCAGGCGAGUCCAUGUACGUAUAAAAGCCAGGCUGUGAGGACUUUCACACCCUGGCAGUCAGAAGGAAAGACAGAGGGAACGUUUAAUUAAAGCGGUCUGGAAAAACACCUCAGCGCAGCUUAACGGCAGAAUGAAGGUCGCCCUCCUGUUUGUCGCACUGAGUGCGAUUCUCGCUCUGAGCGCCUGCUCCGAAUCGCAGGAGAGUAAUGAAUCACCCGAAGAUCUGUUUUCCAACCAAGAACAGGCCAACUCGUUCUUUGACAACCAAGAAACACGCAACAACAACGGAAGGGUCCAGAAGUCUCCAGCAGAGAGACAGGCAGAGAUCUGCGAGAAUUAUGCUCCUUGUCGUGCCGAUGCCUAUCACUACGGCACCCAAUAUGCUUUCAACAGAUAUUUCCCCAAUCAAAAUACCAACAAUGGUAGAAAGUAAAAAAAAAAAAACAACAUAAAAAUGAAAAAGCACAUAAAACACAUUUUCUUUCUCCUUUUUGUGUGCUGUAUACAUAAUAUAUGUUAUUAUCUUUCUUGCUCAUAUUAUUAGAACUUGAUGAUGCAUCUCAACAUUAAUGAUCUAAACAAACAUGUCAUUUGCAAGAAAUACUUGCUUUUUUAAAAUGUCUGAAAUCCAAUGCAAGGCUUUGGGUGAGGAACAAGUCUACAAAUUCUAACAUAACAGUUAUUCUUCCACUCUUUUUUGUUUAUUUGUGUCAAAUUCACCAAGUGCACCAUGUUUUUAAGUCAAAGUGUGUCACAACUGUACUCUUCACCAUAUUAAUACUGGAGAAUGCCCACACAGGGGCCUUGUUAUGGAGACUUUUCCGGAUAAGAAGCAGUGGCUUCUGGGAGAUAUAUGCAGUGUUUUAGAUGGGAUUUUGCUGUAGUGUUAUUUUGUUGACGCGUGAAACAUCGGCGCAGGUAUCCUGAGCAGGUCCAUGUGCGAGAUUCUCUGAAAUAUCAGGCACAAUAAAUCAGACUGUGCAUAUCA
Molecule: messenger RNA, 1018 nt
Organism: Paramormyrops kingsleyae
Lineage: Eukaryota; Metazoa; Chordata; Actinopteri; Osteoglossiformes; Mormyridae
Product: matrix Gla protein-like
Cellular component (GO): extracellular region
Molecular function (GO): calcium ion binding
Source: RefSeq, a predicted model, not a curated record